Molecule: messenger RNA, 378 nt
Organism: Paramecium pentaurelia
Lineage: Eukaryota; Ciliophora; Oligohymenophorea; Peniculida; Parameciidae
Source: the annotation of a GenBank genome assembly
AUGUAAAGAAGAUUUUACUUUUAAAAAUAUGAGAAGUUAUCCAGUCCAGAUAAUCUUCUUAAAAGACUUAAUAAUGAGGCUACCAAACCUAAAUUUAUUGAUUAUAUACUUAAAAAUGUGAAUAUUUAAGAAAAGAAAAAGAUGAUUCAAGGUUAUAAUCAAAGGGUCUCUAAAUCACUUGAUCCAAUUAGAAACAUCAGAAUGGAUACCUAAACACUUUAAGAAGAAUAUUUUAAAUUUCUAACUAACAUAUAAGAUGGAACAUAAAUAAACUUUAUAAAUACAGAAUAAAUACAAGAAAUCUACAAUUCUCCAUAAAAAAAUUAAAGUUUAUCAAAAGUUCUUGCAUUUAAGCAUCAGCUUAUAAAUCCCUUUUGA